Molecule: messenger RNA, 7067 nt
Organism: Bicyclus anynana (squinting bush brown)
Lineage: Eukaryota; Metazoa; Arthropoda; Insecta; Lepidoptera; Nymphalidae
Gene: spir
Product: protein spire
Exons: 18
Coding region: 356-3382 (1008 amino acids)
Biological process (GO): polar body extrusion after meiotic divisions; intracellular transport; Golgi vesicle transport
Cellular component (GO): cytoplasmic vesicle membrane; cell cortex
Molecular function (GO): actin binding
Source: RefSeq, a predicted model, not a curated record
GGCCGGCGCUAGUUCGGCAUCAACCGCCGAUAAGAGCGCAUGUGAAGUGUGCUCGUUCACGGCCGAACCGCGCACGCGCUGUGAGACGCGAUCGCGAACCAAACCCGACCAAAACAUUCGGGCGAAAAUUGUCACACCACCCUCCUUCGCAGUGACAGUGACGUUUCGGGGUGGCAUUGACAGGACAUGCAUUUCGGAUUUUUGUUAUGAUUUCGCAGAAAAUUGGCAUUAUAAAUUACAAGUGAUCGCAAAUUUCGUAGUGGAUACGGUGACCGUUUAGUUUUACGAGUGAUACAGUGCUGUGGAUGGAUUUGAAUCACUGAAAUAAUGAGUCCGGGCGCUGUUGGGUAGCGGAAUGAUGCGCAAGGAGAGUGCCGGGCUGCCCGGCGGGACUGAGGUCGCCCUGGACGCUGCCGACUGCCUCACGCUGCAGCAAGUCCUCCAGGCCUUCAACUCGAGCAUCAGCGAGGAGCACGCCUGGGCGCUGUUCUACCAGGGGUCGCGUUGCUUCCAGAAGUGCAUUGACGAAGGCACGGCGUAUUGUUUGCCGACUAAGUUGGCGCAUGUGGUUUUGCACAAGGAUGGGACCGUGCACCCUAGGACGCUGAUGCAUACAGGAGAUGACAGAAGCAGGGAAAAAUUCAAUGCAGAGCAUGAGUUGGUGGUCAAUCUGGCCAUCGUGGUGUACCAGGCGCUGGACUACACGCAUGGUGAGGACGAGGAGCGGCUGAUGUCGCCCGAGCUCGAGAGCCUCAUCACUGAGAUGACGGCGAACAACGCCGCAGAGGACGACGAGGAGUGCGAGGGCGCGCUGUCGGAGGGCUCGGAGACGUCGGAGGGCGGGCGCGCGGACACCGACGACGAGGGCAUCGAGAGGGACUCGGAGCCGGCGCCGCGGCGGCGGAGGAGCAUCAGGAGGUUCAUGCUCAAGGAUGUGGUGGAGCGCUGCAUAUGGCACUGCGGCGGCAGCGGCGCCCGGCUCGCGCGCGACAACGCGGCGGCGCACUACCGCGCCGUGUGCCGCGCGCUGGUCGCCGAGGCGCUGGAGCUGGCCUCCUUCCUCGCGCGGGUGCGCGUGCACGGCGCGCGGCACCUGGGCGCGGCCGAGGACUCCGCCAUGCACCUCGACACGCUGCACUUCUCCGACUGGGCGCGGUUUUGGAUGCAAGUCAUCGGUGACCUGAGGAUGGGGGUUAAAUUAAAGAAGGUGAACUAUUCAAGAACGCCUAUUGAAUAUGAGCUGACUCCGUAUGAAAUACUAAUGGACGACAUUAGGUCGAGGCGGUACACGUUAAGGAAAGUUGACGGCGCGAUACCUCAAAGUGUCAAAAAGGACGCACACGCUAUGAUACUCGAAUUCAUUAGAAGUAGACCUCCACUUAAAAAGGCGUCAGAACGCAAGCUACCACCACGGCGGCGGGAGGUGACGCCGCGGGAACAACUGCUGGCCUCCAUCCAGGUGGGCAGACAACUCAGGCCUACGCCCUACUCAAGGCGGUUAUCGACGAGCGGGUCGGGCAGCGGGCCGGGGGGCGGGGAGCCGCACGCGUAUCCGCACGAGUAUCCGCACCCGCACGCGCGCCGCACUGACGUCACGCCGCACGCACCGCACGCGCCACCCCAGCGACGGCUUAUCAAAGCCACUCUUGAUAAUGACGACGACGACGACGAUGACGACACGGAGACCUGCGCCAGUCCCGAGACGUGCGCGCCGCAGCCUUACCCGCGGCACACGGCGCCGCAGCAAACACCACCGAAGCCUUGGAAGCGGACCGUGGCGACGGGGACACCUCGUGCGCCGCCCCGGACCCGCAUCUCCCAUGACGAGUACCAUCAGUUUUGCGACGAGACCCUCGAAUCGUACGACCUGGCGACGCAGUGCCCGUCGCGUCGCGCCUCCAUGCGACGUCACACAAUCACUCACAGUGUCCCCCCCACCGAUGGUGCGCAAUCUAUGCCGCACUCCAGGCCCAACUCCCGAGCGUCGUGCGGCGGCGCCACAUCUCUCGCCAGCAGCGACGCGGACGCCCAGCUGGGCGACCUGUCGUGGUCUCGCUCCUCGCUGCAGGACGAGCUCAUCAAGUCGGUUAGUGGCAGCCCCACUCAUCAGCAUAAACAAUGGCAAGACGCGAUCAUGUCCGACGACCGGCUCUCAUUGACGCUAGAAGAAAUUGUACACAUCCGGUCGGUGUUGACUAAAGCUGAACUUGAGGUCCUCCCGGUUGAGGGCAGGGUUAAAGAAGACGUUGAGAAGAGAAGGGUAUGCUUCCUAUGUUUGAAGACGCGGUUUGGCAUUUUCGGUCCGUGGGGACAGAAAUGUAAACUGUGCAAGAAAACUGUCUGUCAAAAAUGUUGUUCGAAGAUGCGGAUCCCGACGGAGCACUUUGCGCACGUGCCGGUGGCGCUGCUGAGCCCGUCGCUGCUGCCGUCGCCCGAGGACGAGCAGCAAUCCUUCCCGCGCUCGCUCAUGGCGCGACUGGUCUCACCCGAGCGCAGUGUGAGUAUCAGAACAUCGUCUAACCAGAUGCGGAUCCCGACGGAGCACUUUGCGCACGUGCCGGUGGCGCUGCUGAGCCCGUCGCUGCUGCCGUCGCCCGAGGACGAGCAGCAGUCCUUCCCGCGCUCGCUCAUGGCGCGACUGGUCUCACCCGAGCGCAGUGUGAGUAUCAGAACAUCGUCUCACCAGAUGCGGAUCCCGACGGAGCACUUUGCGCACGUGCCGGUGGCGCUGCUGAGCCCGUCGCUGCUGCCGUCGCCCGAGGACGAGCAGCAAUCCUUCCCGCGCUCGCUCAUGGCGCGACUGGUCUCACCCGAGCGCAGUGUGAGUAUCAGAACAUCGUCUCACCAGAUGCGGAUCCCGACGGAGCACUUUGCGCACGUGCCGGUGGCGCUGCUGAGCCCGUCGCUGCUGCCGUCGCCCGAGGACGAGCAGCAGUCCUUCCCGCGCUCGCUCAUGGCGCGACUGGUCUCACCCGAGCGCAGUGCGACGGUAGAAAACAGCGUGGGGUCAGCGCCCAACAGCCCGGCGUCGACGCGUCGGCACGCGGCGGCGUCAGCGCCCGGUUCGCGUGGCGCGUCGGCCAUGGGCUUCGCGGAGCCGCUGCCGACGGUGCGCGUCGACGGGCCCGGCAGCAUGCCCUGUGUAUCCACGCCGCUGUCUUCGAUGUCCACGCUCGAACGAAGAGCGCGGUACGGGCGCAGCGUCACGGGCGCGUCGGCGGCGGAGCGCCUGCGCGGCGUGCAGAUGGCGGUGUGCCACGACUGCAAGGCCAUGGUGCUGCAGAUCAUCAAGUCGUCGCGCGCCUGCCGCUCCGCCUCCCGCGACCGCGCGCUGCGGCACCUCACGCUGGACCUCGCGCCCGUCUACACCGCCGACUGUUAGCCUCGCAUAGCCUCACACGUUGUUGCUGACUCACACUUGCGUAUUUCAGCUAUUCAAAGCUCAUCGCAAAGCGCUCGCUGGCGUUAAACUGUUCGAAAAUUAAAUCAUGCCUAAGCCAACGAUGCGGUCUGAGAUGGGGCACUCUUGCCCAGAAAGUGUUUAUCGACUCUGGUGUAUUUAAAUGGCAGGAAAAUCUUUUUGCAUCGUAGUUUAGAAAUGCCACAAGUUACAAGUUACAUAGUCACAAGUUACAAGUUACAUAGUCUUCUUCUUCUUCUUGAUGUCGCGGCUCUGCAGGUCUUCUUGAGGUCCUGUAUCACGUUGACCGUUACCGAUCUAUUGUGAUCGAAGUUACAUAGUCACAAGUUAAUAUUUUCUAAAAUUGUAACUGUAAUAGUUGGUAAAGACAAUAUUUUCUAAAGUGACUCAGGUCUAGAAUUAUAGAAUUAUAAACAAAUGUAGAAUUAGCAGAAAUCUUGAGUAAAUUAUGAUUUCGACUAUAUAAAGAUAAACGUUUUUGUAGUAUUUAUGACAAAAGUAAUUUUCCUCGACUUUUUCCAUCAACUUAAACUAAUGCUAAAAUUCACAAGAGAUCAAUUCUGUCACAUUUUGAAAUCGAGACAAAUAAUGCGCGCGCUGAAAAACGCAAGUGUGGUCUGGCUAUAGGCUGCUGUUUGCUCCAGGUACCUUCGUAAUACAAAACUAGUGUUCAUGGAAUAUUCAGAUUUUUAUGUACAUUCCAUUAUCUAAGGCCACACACUCACGAAUGCAGUCUUGCUUAGUGUCUAAGUUUUAAACGAUGAUAUCGUUUUCUCACAAGAGUAAAAGCAUUAGGUGCUAAGCAAGCCUUAGUUAAGUGUAGCCUUGGAUUUACUUGAUAAUUGCACAUGGCAGCCUAAUCUUAACCUCAAUGACGUAUACUUACCGACACGACUCUCUUACCGUACAACAAAGGCACAAUCUUUACAUUCGACUAAACUGUUACGGAUAAACGCUCAAAUAGAUCAUCUAAAACGACUGAAAGGACAUUUAGAAAUAGACACUAUGUCCUGAUGUCCCGUCUGAUCAGGAUAAUAUUUUUGGGAAUUAAAUUUUACGUAAAACAUUUUCUCCCCUUUCAUUAAAUUGUAUAAAUUAGUAUAUAAAACACCAAUGUAAUUAGAAGAAAUAGCUAAUUGAUAUAUAAACUAAUUUUGAGUAGACUCAAGACUGUCUCUAGUUGAAGUAUUUUUUGUUGAGAGUCGAUUCGCGUUUAGCCAUAAACUAUGGGUUUUCCAAUGUACUUAGUCUCAGAAGAAAUUUUGAUAUUAGAUAGCUUUUUGUUCAAUGCUCGUUCGGUUUUGUUUCUGCUGUAAUAUUGCUGUGUUGAUGAGUGAAGGAUAUGGUUGCCGGCUUAAAACAGGCACAUAAGCUUUAUAACCUUGAAUAGAAGAACUUCACUUUGCAAGAAGUGCUCCUUGCAAGUCGCAUGCCCUAUGUAGUGUUGCUCUGUUAGGCAAUGGAUUUCCUCUAAUCAUCACGUGGGCCAUCUGCUUGGUCCGAAAAAAGCCCACAAAAAAUUCUGUUCAAGCCAUACAAAAUAAAACAGAAUACUAAUAGUGCCACAAACUUAUCAAGCCCGGUAAGACGCUUUAGUAGUUACUUUUGCCAACGCGAUCGUCGCGACAUUAGCUCCAGUUUUGGCCACCGGAUCACUAAUGUUUGUUGCACUAUACUAGAUUCAUUGCGAUUGGCUAAGUACGAAUCGACUUGCGACAUAAAACGAGUCAUCUAGGCACAGGCUCAGCGACAAAUAAAGAGCUUCCGAGGUUGUGUAGAAUUCAUGUUGUGUUUGUAGGUGGACUGUGAUCCGACACGUAGACUAUUGACAAUACUCUAUGACCUUUGACAGAUAGUGAAACACCUUUUUGUUAUGAUUUAUCGCACAAAGGCAACUAUUUACAGAAAUCCGAUGUAACCGGUGACAAUCACACAGCAAAAUUAUAUUGAAUGAUAUACUAUUAAUUAAAUUUUAAAAUACUAUUUCGAAAAAUUACUAAGAUAUUUUGUCACAUAUAUGUAAUAUAUUUAUAUAUUCGGUAUAAUAGAAUUAUAAUAACAAUUUAUGUCUACAAUUUCAAUGUAAAAAUUAAUCUGUGUUCAAAUUAAAUGUGCUAUGAAUGUUAUCGUACGAAAAUAUAAUUAUUAUAAUAUUAUAAAUGUUGAGACAUUAUUCUGGUAUAUUCCAUAUUUGUAUGUAUUAAUUAUCUCAAUCUUGAAGCAUACCGUAUUUUCUCAGUUUACGACCUAUUUGUGAAACUAUCAGCCAUGCUUUGUUAGUUAAUCACUUGCAAAUAAGCGACUUUAUUGCAGAAUGCAAUUUAUUUUCCUGUGCCAUAUCAAACAGUUCAUUAUUAUUUAGACAGAUUCGGAAUGUAACAUUGGUGCAUAUUGUACCUGCAGGCUGAUGCUUGAUUGAACGAAGGCAGAGCAAAGAUGAUUACUGUUAAUUUACUUUCUAGCUUUACAGAUCAGAGCUGUCAAAUUGAAUACUGGCAACACAAUUUCACAUUUCUCUAUUAUUUUUGAAAAUCGAAUAUGUAUUAUUUGUUUAUCUUCGACAUGGAGAAUGCAUAAAAAUGAGAAUUAUGUUACUUUUGUCGCCUUGAGCUAAAAAUAACAAAAUUAUUCUCAAAUUCAUAUUGUUUUAUGUCAUUGAGUGAUCAUUCCGUUCGGAAUUUCAUAACUCAAUGUGAAAUAAGACUUUCAUUUUUUGAACUUAAUUUUACAGUGACGAAAGUAUUCAUGUUUUAACAAUUAAUUAAAAAGUAAUAUUAGGUAAAUAUCGACUACAUUAUCAUUUUACAAUUCGCAUAUCAUCAAAUUAAUAUUGCUUAUUAUAAUUAAAUAAAUACAUAAUUAUGUAUCAAUUAGUAAGUACUGCUAUUUUAACUUUGAUUUAACAAGAUUUUUACUAAUGUUGUAGCCAGUGUUCAAUUUUAAAUUCUGUUUCUAGUAAUUUUUGUUUUUCAUUUCACCCACGCCUUAGUUUUAUUUAGAUAAUAAUUAAAUUAUUUUGCCAAAAAUGUAACCUUUCAUCUUUUGUAAAUAUAGAUUCAUUUAGUGUCAUCUUUAAAUUGGUUACUUAACAUAGAUAUAGGUUUCAAUGUUCAUAAGAAGUGUUAUUUGGUAUCCUAAAAUCUUUUUAAGAACUGGGAUUCUUCAACAAUUAAUAUUUAUAUAAAUAUUAUAUUUAAUAUUGUUUAGUUGAUUGCGCUGUUUUUCUGAUCUUUAACAUUUUUUUACAAAAUAAGACAAUAUUAAAAAUACCUUGAUUUUUCUUCUUAUGGAACCAGUUGAUUUAUACGUUUUACUAAUUGUAUUAACAACAUAUAAUAAAGAAUAAUAGUUUUGUUUUAGUUUUCGUCUAACAUUCUCUGGCCUAACAAAUUGUGUCUGUGUCAAUUUCAGCUGUUGUAUAUAUUAUUUGUGUUUUUUUCGUCAAUUUAUUUACGAUUUUGAUUAAAUCUAUUUAUAAUAAUUAAAUUUUUUUGUAUAGAAUUGAAUUCCCAGUUAUAAAUUUUUGUAAAUGUAUGUAAAUUUUUAGUAGAUUAUAUUAUUAGAUGUUACCUAGAAUGUAACCUAAAACAAAAACAUAAGAAAAAAAAUGAAAGCGGUAACGAUAUUAAAAAGAAUUACAAAUCGA